GAUAUGUUACGUUUAUGAGCUAUAUAAAGAUAAAUGGCCAAAUUUAAGAUUAGAGCAGUGGAUUUCGGAAUCAGACAAAAAAUUUAAAUCCCACGUUCCCUUUCCAAAUGCUGCAUUUGAUGAAGUUACAGGCACCACUUCUGAUGCUCUAAUCUGAUGGAGUUCUUGGAAGAACUUCUUGCCUGGUUUGAAACUACAGCCUGGAUGCUGAAAGCCUGAAACCACGAAGUCUGAUCACGCCUUCAUCAUCCCAGUUUAUAAAGCGGGUUACUUCGUCAAAAAUACAAUCACGCUUCAACCACCAUCAUACCUAGUAACUUACGUCCGUCACUGCAUAAAGACCACAAACUUCCCCCCCCAAAAAAAAAAAAACUGCAGAGACUGUAGUAGUCUGCGUAUAUAUCAUACUGGACAUAAUUUUCGUUCCACCAGAAACACACACUAAACUAACCAAGAAGCCACAAAAAACCACGCUUUAACACACCCAUUUUCACCACAGAUAUAAAAGUUCCCAAUAACAAAAAGAAAAAGAAAAACGCAGCUAGAAUGCUCAUUUUCAACAACAUUUCCAUUCCUUUACGUACACCCUUAGUCCUCAAAGCCACUCCACGAAGAAACGCCGUCGUUCUAGCUCAAAAGCAGCAGCAGACACUAACGGCUUUAACUAACUUGACAAUCUCCGACGAGGCGUUAGCCUCACGUGGGUUCGCUCUUCACCGUACGAUCAACAAGCUCAACCUCGACCACCUCAACUCGGUGUUCGUAGCCGUCGGAUUUCCGAGGCGGGACACGGAUAAGAUACGAGUGGCGUUGGAGAAUUCGGAUGCGCUGCUGUGGAUAGAGUACGAGAAAGCCGAGAGGCCCGUGGCGUUUGCUAGAGCGACGGGGGAUGGCGUUUUCAACGCUAUAAUUUGGGAUGUUGUUGUGGACCCCAGUUUCCAGGGGAUUGGUUUGGGGAAGGCUGUGAUGGAGCGGUUGGUGAAUGUGCUGUUGGAGAAAGGGAUUACCAAUAUUGCUUUGUAUUCGGAGCCCCGGGUUCUGGGGUUUUAUAGGCCUCUGGGUUUUGUAGCGGAUCCGGAUGGGAUCCGUGGGAUGGUGUACUCCAGGAAGCAAAAGAAGAAAAGGUAGGCUAGAUAGGAGUUUGCCGCUGAUUUUUCAUGAGAGUUUUUUCUCUUUUGACUAGAAAUUGUUUUUUUUUUUUUUUUUAAGGCACAAGCAAAGUGCUGCCCUACAAC
Messenger RNA from Coffea eugenioides, 1235 nucleotides. RefSeq names its product serotonin N-acetyltransferase 2, chloroplastic-like. NCBI's taxonomy places the organism in Eukaryota, Viridiplantae, Streptophyta, Magnoliopsida, Gentianales, Rubiaceae. Gene Ontology annotation, molecular function: N-acetyltransferase activity. Gene Ontology annotation, cellular component: cytoplasm. The record is from RefSeq and is a predicted model, not a curated record. Bases 547 to 1128 code for a protein of 193 amino acids. The transcript has a single exon.